Molecule: messenger RNA, 306 nt
Organism: Aspergillus oryzae RIB40
Lineage: Eukaryota; Fungi; Ascomycota; Eurotiomycetes; Eurotiales; Aspergillaceae
Exons: 2
Coding region: 1-306 (101 amino acids)
Source: RefSeq, a predicted model, not a curated record
AUGGACGAGUCCGCCAAGCCGAUGACCAUCCUUUGGAAGCGAAAUGAGUAUCGGAGAUAUGAUGUCGAGACGGAUAUGACUACUAGACCGGCCAUGGUGGGCCCUGUGAAGGAACAGCGGACCGGGCGCCUUGUGGCUUACAUGAGCCCGCGCUUACUACGCACAGUUGCGGCCGAGACGGAAAAUGCACCCCAGGAUGACGGGAGACGGAGCUCGGGCAGUCCUCCCCGUCGCUUGUCUGGGACUGGCGGUAGGGGGGCGGGUGUGUUGGGGAAAACGAGCGAAGGUUGCUUAGGCUUACAGUAA